This is a messenger RNA of Brassica napus (rape), 906 nucleotides long. RefSeq names its product glutathione S-transferase T3-like. The transcript has a single exon. The coding region runs from base 1 to 906 and encodes 301 amino acids. The record is from RefSeq and is a predicted model, not a curated record. Lineage: Eukaryota; Viridiplantae; Streptophyta; Magnoliopsida; Brassicales; Brassicaceae.
AUGGAUUCAAGGGAUCCAUUGAAUCCUUAUAGUCAGUCUCCUUGUUCUAGUUUCGUCGGCUUUCUUAACAGCCAGACCUUUCCUUAUGAAAGUUAUGGUUCUCCUCAUCACUUUGGAGCAUCAGACAUCCCUGCUUUUAGUGAACAGCCGCGAAAUCCUCCAGUUGCACCCGAAAACCCACCUGUUGCCUCUAGGGAGCGAAGGAACUGGACUCCAGCCGAUGACAAGGUGUUAAUAAGUGGAUGGCUAAACACAUCUAAGGAUGCUGUUGUUGGCGUUGAUCAAAAUAAAGGGACAUUAUGGAAACGAGUUGGUGAGUUCUAUGAGUCAAGUCCUCAUGCUAAAGCUAGUGGUGAUAAUCGUGAGCAUCUCAACUGUAAGCAGAGGUGGCACAAGAUCAAUGACUACACGAAAAAAUUCUGUGCUGCAUACGCUGCAGCUGAGAGACAGAAGAGUUCUGGUCAGAAUGACAAUGAUCUGCUCAAGCUGGCCAAAGACAUCUACUUUGCGGAUCACGGGAAAAAAUUCACUCUUGACCAUGCUUGGUGUGUGUUGAGUUAUGAGCAGAAAUGGCUCAGCCUUAACACUCCUAAGCCUGCUGGGAAUUCAAAGCGAAAAGAGACAUGUUCUCAAGCUUCAAGCAGCUCCGUUGGUGAUCCUGAGGUCCGUCCUGAAGGAAUCAAGGCGGCGAAGGCUAAAAAGAAGAAUUCCGCACCAUUAAGGUCUCUGUCGGAGUGUCAGACCGUUUGGGAGAUGAAGAAGGAGGAUCUCUUGAUGAGGAAGGAGGAUCUCUUGAUCAAGGAGAGACUAACAAAGCUUGCGAUUCUUGACACACUUCUAGCCAAGAAAGAUCCUCUUACUGAGCCUGAAGAAGCAACUAAGAAUAAGCUGCUGGCUUUGAUCUAA